Messenger RNA from Uranotaenia lowii, 2663 nucleotides. RefSeq names its product toll-like receptor 13. Gene Ontology annotation, molecular function: protein binding. The record is from RefSeq and is a predicted model, not a curated record. NCBI's taxonomy places the organism in Eukaryota, Metazoa, Arthropoda, Insecta, Diptera, Culicidae. The transcript is spliced from 2 exons. Bases 694 to 2460 code for a protein of 588 amino acids.
UGUACGGCACGCUCAGUCGGGAACUGUCCGUUGGCCAAUGAGCAGCUUUGGCAAAAAGAACAUACGCGGGGGGAAGAGCUCUAGGAGUCAACACGUGAUCGUUUGGAAAAUUCGGUGAAAGAUCACUUCCUCUGAAAAUCGCGCAGCUUUCCCGAAAGACCUGAACCCGAUUGAAAGGAUGAAAGCUGUUUAAGGUGUGAUUUUGAAAAUUAAUAAGAGGUUCUUAGGAGUUCUCUCUUUCUCAAAGUAUCUAUCCCUCCGGUAGAAUUCGCGUGAUGAUCGGGAAGUCUCGCGGUGUAUUGAUCUGAGCUGAGCUGAGCUCAUCAUCGAGUUGUUGUGUUUUGCAUACUUAUUGCAAAGUGUUCAGUUUGUUCUUACGAGUUACUUGCUUAGUUGGGUGGAGCUUCCCGAAGUAAAGUGUGUUACAGUGCUUUGUGGGGUUUUGCUUUUCUCGGGUAAACCUAGUUUGGAUCGAUUGUGUGUCACCCCCUUUUUGUAAAUGGGGUAGAAAAUCGUUUAGUUUAACUGCAGUUGGAUCACAAGCUACGAAUCAAUGUCAUCGUGAUUGAGGAAAACUUCCGAAUACCUAGCGUGAGCAGCAGACACAGAAAUCACCUACUGUCACUUUAGUUUGCGCUGAUCGAUCGAACGUGAUAUUCCACCAACAAAAAGUCAUCAAAUUGGAUCCCGGCAAUGCAUCGAUCAAGGUUUCGGGUGGCGGUGGAUAGAAUAGUGCUCGAGAAGCUGUUGGGGGCCGUUUUGUUGCUGCUGGCAGUGACCUACAUCGGUCACGUGACGGCUGACGAAUGUAUGAGCACCAAAACAGAUCGUCACCGGACGAUCAUGGAACAGUAUCGUAGCUCGCACAAUUGGGAUGGAUUUCUGACCGAAGACUCGCUCAACCUGGCGGACAAUCAGACGGAGCUGGACCUUUCGAGGCAGGGCUUCCGGGAGGUUCACUGGCAUCUGAGCAGUAUCGUGGGUGAAGGAUACGAGAUCUAUGAGCUCGACAUGUCCUACAACAAUCUGGAACAUUUGGACGAGUUGACGUUUUUGAAAUUUUAUUCGUUGGAAAUGUUGAAUUUGUCCUACAAUCGGAUAAUGAUAAUCAACAAUUUAACCUUUGGUUCACUGAUAAGACUAAUGGAUCUGGAUUUGUCCUACAAUCUGAUCCAUGCGAUCGAAAAGGAUGCUUUCCAUCGUUUGUAUGGGUUGGAGUCGCUAAAUUUGAGAGAAAAUUGUUUGGUCACUUUGAACGAACAUCAGUUCCAUUAUAAUGAUCACCUGUCAUCGUUGCAGCUGGACCACAAUCAGAUCUCCUUUCUUCCGUCAAUCCUGUUCGAUUCUUUGUCCAUGGUUGAGGAGGUGUAUGAAAUCGAUCUUUCCUUCAACAACUUCCACCAGAUGCCCUACAUCGAGACCAAAGAGAUUGGACUGCUGAAGGUUGACAACAAUCACAUCAACAUACUUUCCGUGAACCGAACCUACAACCUGCGAGCUUUGGAGGCCCACCACAACGAUAUUCACGAUGCUGACUUGUUCCACUUUAGCUCGGCAGCUCACAUCGAUCUCUCGCACAAUCGGUUGGACAACAUCGUCGGUUUACACGAAAUGAACGAGCUAGAGUAUCUGGACCUAUCGUCGAACAAUGUCUCCAAGUUCGAUUACAACCUCAAGUAUUCCAUCCAAAACAUUCCAUCGCUUGGAACUCUUCGGCUUCAAAAUUGCAGCCUCACCGAGCACAACAUGGACGGCCUGCUGACCUCGGAAUCCAUUCUCAACCUGGACCUGUCGCAGAACAAUUUUGUACGACUCAACAUCAGCCACCUGGCCAAGCUUAAAACCCUUCAGUACGUUAGCUUCAACUUCAAUUAUCUGGAAGAGCUGCUCGACUUCCACAAAAUGCGGCACUACUUCGAAUACCUGGACAUGGUAUCGCUGUCCUUCAACCGGUGGAAUUGUUCCUACUUCGAUCAACUGAUGGCAUAUCUGAACCAAAGUCACAUCCAAACGACGACCGAUCCCCGCGAUUGCUACAUCAACGGAUCCCACGUGGCAGAUUCCGAUAUCUACGACACCUUCGAGCCGGAGUACACCAUGAAUCAGGUCAAGCGGGACAUGAACGUGGUCAAGAACUUGGGCCGAAGUAUGACCUACAUCAUGUACACGCUGUACUUUAACAUGCGUACGCUGUACAACGACUCGCAGACAAUGUUGCAGCAAAGCGACGCCAAACUUCGUUCGAUGGACGCCGAGUUGAGCCACCUGGUUGGGAUGGUCGGCUUCCUGGUAGCCAUCCUGGUCCUGGUCCUAUUCUUCGGCCUAGUCUACGCCCUCGUAAUUGCGUACAAAAAAUAUCAACUACACAGCUCGGUCAAGGUCGUCACGUACAACAAACGGGGCAACGAGUUCAGCAACGGGGUCACCGUCAACGAGGUCAUCCACGAUAACAACAUCUGAGGUUGAAAUGAACGAUUAACGGCGUGUUGUACUUAAAAAACUUAUUCUUAAUCUCAAUGGCCAAACACGCAUAAACACAUACAAAGAAGUUUCCGGGUGCCAUACAAUCCGAGCCAAAUGUGACACUACCUACCGAGAGUGUGAGUACAAUUGUACAGACUGUUAAUAAGUAAUAAUUGGAAUAAACUGUUUGUAAAUAUCAA